Messenger RNA from Calliphora vicina (urban bluebottle blowfly), 1278 nucleotides. RefSeq lists its product as uncharacterized. The record is from RefSeq and is a predicted model, not a curated record. Bases 131 to 1132 code for a protein of 333 amino acids. NCBI's taxonomy places the organism in Eukaryota, Metazoa, Arthropoda, Insecta, Diptera, Calliphoridae. The transcript is spliced from 2 exons.
ACAAACUCGAACAAAAAACUAAAUUAUAAUAUCAAACGAACAUUUAGUUUUUAAAAAAUUAAGGAUUUUAUAUUUUUAUACACUUUUUGUACAACAAAAAAAUUAAUAAUUAGAUAAAUUGUGAGACAAAAUGUUCAAACUACUCGGUGUGCCAACACUUCUAGCAUUCUACACUUCUAUUGCGGCGGCGGGUAGUAUUGGUGGCUAUCACUAUGAAAAGCCCUCAGUGUCGCUGGGUUUGGUAACGGGUCCCGCUAAUCUGGGACAUGGUCACAAUUUUGGACCGAUACCAACAUUACAACCACUACCACCAGUGCCCGCUCUACCAGCACUACCUACACCACGUUCAAAGGGUCAAUUUGUGCAAACUCAAACUUUGUAUCAAACCCACCCACUACAGUCCAGCACUUACUUGCCUUCCGCCGGUACAGGUAUAGGUAAAAUAGCUCAACAAUAUCAAUCGCCAGCACAACAAACACCACAACGUCCAGCUGCAUCAGCACCCUCAGCUCCAGCCAUAAGAUCGACACCAUCGGGAUAUGGCUUCUCGUCACGCUCAGCAGGUUCGAAUUUGCCUAACCCAGCUCCUGCACCAAAUCAACCAUUGCGUGUGCCUUUUGGCAAACAGGCUAUUGUCAGUUUUCCCACCGGAUCAGCCAGCGAAAAUGCGUAUCAGGCCAAUGGACGCCAAUUGAAACAGUAUGCCGUUUAUGAAAUCAUUGACAAUGACAUUGAACAAAAUACUCAACCCUUCCUGGGCACACCAUUCUUUGACAGCUUCCGUGCUCAUGUGGGAGCCUCAGGAACUGGUGCCACUCCUGAACCCGUUGGUGGCAUACAAAUUGGCACUAGAUCCAGUGCCUCGCUAUUGGGACAACAGCGUUCAGCCUCUCAGCGUUCCUCCAAUGAUGCUGUGGCUUUGGGUUCUGGUGGUUUGGGCUUUAUACGUCUAGCUAAUGGCAAUGUCUAUUUGGGUUCCGGUUCCUUGGGCUACGUCAGUGGUCAACAGCAUUCUCAAGAAAUUAAUGAGGCUCGCACACGUACGGGGGCAUCUCAGCCAGAUGCUGUACAUUUCGGUCAUGGUGCUUUGGGCAAUCCUGGUUUUAACAGAUUUGUAUAUAGAUUUAAAUAAAUGUUAAAUAUAAACACAUACAUACACCUAAUAAUUGUAAUAUACAUAAAUAUAAAUCUUUGUUUGUAAACUAUUUACUUUUUACUAUUUGUAAAGAACUAUUACUUAUAUACAUACAAAUAAUAACUUUAUACAAAUGUACAUAA